AUGCCAGCUGAACCCACGGAUCGCCAAGCAGAAAUCGUGGCGACGGAAGAAGGGGUGCUCAAAUGGGCUUGCACCGGGAUUGAAGGCCAAUUGAAUUUCGAAGACAUCGUUUGCGCGGUGCCAAACCCAGAGCGUCGGCCAGGUUGUCGUGUGUUGUUCCUGGACAAAAAUGGAGGCACAGGCGAAGAUUCGUCUAUACGCCUGGCCACGAUCAACAUACCGUCAAUUCCCGUGGCUCUGACUUCAUUCCUGGCCGAGAUCCCGAUCCAUCUCCGAUGUGGAGAGCCCGUUCAAGUGGUGAUAUCGACUCGAUCCGGCACUGGAACAGCCCGGGCCGUCUUCCAGGACCUCCUACGACCAUUUCUGAGGAACCUGAGUGUAGAUUACCGGGUUUAUGAAACACAAUCGGCCCAAAGCAUCCUCGAGCUCUCUCAAUCGCUGUUUUUGAGCCGGGCUUCUACUGGAGUGCCCCAGACGAUCAUCCUCCUGUCUGGCGAUGGAGGGCUCAUCGACAUUCUGGAUGUGUUUUCCAAGUCCAAGGAUGCAAUUCGGGCAGCCCCCACUCUUGCUUUGAUUCCAUGCGGGACUGGCAACGCCAUGGCUAGCUCCAUGGGCUUACGAUCCGGUCCAGCCUCUGGCCUUGCGCCGUUACUUCGGGGACAACCGAUUCCCCUUCCGACUUUCACUGUAAAGCUUUCCCCUGGGAGUCAGAUGGUGACCGACGAAGGGAAGGGACGGGUAUCUAUUGAGCCUGGCGCCGAAUCUGAUACUGCCACGCAUCACACCAUGUAUGGAGCCGUGGUAGCCAGCUGGGGUCUCCACGCGGCCCUGGUGGCUGACAGUGAUACAACCGAUUAUCGUAGAUUCGGAUCGGAGCGGUUCAAGAUGGCGGCUAAGGAGCUGCUGUAUCCAUCCGAUGGCUCCGAGUCCCAUCGAUUCCGGGGCCAGAUUACCAUGACGACGACUGCCUCCGAUGAUGACGCCGAUCUAGAUCUACGCUCGGAAACGGUCGCAGAGAACGAGCACAUGUAUGUACUUGCUACCCUUGUGCCCAGGCUGGAGAAGGAUUUCCUGAUCUCGCCCGACUCGGUGCCUUUGAGUGGAAAGAUUCGAUUUCUACGGUUCGGUCCUCAGUCACCAGAAGAAGCGAUGCGUCUCAUGACAUUGGCGUACCAGGGUGGCCAGCAUGUGCGCGAAGAGUCCGUUACCUACCGGGAGGUUGAAUCACUUCGGAUCGAUUUCCAGGAGGAAUUGGAACGAUGGAGAAGAGUCUGCAUCGAUGGGAAGAUUGUCGUGGUUGAGAAGGGCGGUUGGAUAGUGCUCUCCAAGGAGCCGCGGCAGCUCCUGUGUGUACUCCAGUCGGGACCGUGA
Molecule: messenger RNA, 1371 nt
Organism: Penicillium argentinense
Lineage: Eukaryota; Fungi; Ascomycota; Eurotiomycetes; Eurotiales; Aspergillaceae
Product: diacylglycerol/lipid kinase family protein
Exons: 1
Coding region: 1-1371 (456 amino acids)
Biological process (GO): sphingosine biosynthetic process
Cellular component (GO): cytoplasm; membrane; intracellular membrane-bounded organelle
Source: RefSeq, a predicted model, not a curated record